CCCUCCAGAAAAAUCCCACUUCCACAUAUUUUAGUAUUCUUUCUUUAUGUAUUCAGAAUGAAAAUGACUGUUUAACCAGAUUUUCUUGAUAAACACGCAGCGGUAAAAAUUAUUUGCGAUUUAUUAUACUCAAUACGCAUGCGCUUGGUUAAACCCCCUCUGACUUCCUGCCUCUCUCUGAUUGGUCCACGCUGCGGAAGUGGGUAAUGGCGGCGUAAACAACGUUUAGAUCGAUGGAGGAGCUACUGCUUGGUCGAGCCGAUACAGAAAAUAAAAUUUAGAAACACGGCUGUAAUUAUACAGAGCAUGUUGUCGGUAGAAGUGUGUACACCCAGUUGGCUAUUAACUAUUAAAACCCAACCGGUUUACUUCUUGGUGGCGUAAAGCCGCUAGUUUCGGCUAACUUCUAGUCUAGUCUGCUAGCUAACCUAACGGUAUAAGUAGAAGUUAGUUUCCAGAAAUGCACUGUAUCGUGACGGGAGGAAACGUGAAAGUGUUGGCCAAAGCCAUCCAUUCUCUGUCCCGUGUCGGUGAUGAGCUGUAUGUGGAGCCUCAAGAGGAUGGGCUGGCCCUGCGGUCUGUAAACUCUUCUCGGUCGGCAUAUGCUUGUUUCCUGUUCGCACCGCUCUUCUUCAGCAGGUACUCCAUACCCAAUGGGUACAACUUCCGCUGCAAGAUGUUAAUAAAGAGUGUGCAGGCCGUGUUUAGGUCUCUGGCAUCUCUGGAGAAGACGGUGGAAAAGUGUCACAUCCAACUGGAUGAGGAAAAGGACCGUCUCACGUUCACCCUGCACUGCAAACACGGCCUCUUGAAAACACAUAACCUGUCUUACCAGGACAGUGAAAGCUUACAGGCAGUGUUUGAUAAAGACAACUGCCCCAAUGCUUUCAGAGCCCAACCCAGGGUGCUGGUGGACACGGUGGUGCACUUUCCUUCAUCUGUGGAAGAAGUGACUUUAACAGUCAACGAAGAGCGGAUGUGGGUCAGGAAUCAUGUGGAGGAAGAAGCAGAGCAGUCCAAGGCAAUGCUGACGGAAAUGUGUCUGGCUUCAGAUGAGUUCGACCAUUUUGCCGCCCGGGUUCACAACAGCAUCACUUUUUGUCUGAAGGAGUUACGGGGUUUGUUAGUGUUUGCAGAGUCCACCGGUCUCCCUGUUUCUAUACACUUCGAUGAGCCGGGCAGCCCUGUGGUGAUUUCAGUAACAGACGGCGUCCUGGAGGGGAACUUUGUGCUGGCCACGCUCUCCGAUGAUCCCAGCCUCCAUAAAAACAACAACACAGGAUCGCACUCCCGGCCGCCGCCCCCUCCCGAUGACUUCAUGAAUGAUGACAUGGAUUCCUAUCUAAUUGCAAUGGAUACCAGUUUCGCAGCAGGUCCCUCAACUGCAGGUCCACCCAAGCCUUCAUUGGCCAGCACCUCGUGUUCGAAACAGCCCGUUGCAGCCAAUCACGGGACAAGGAUACACACCGCGGAGGAGGAAGAAGAAGAAGAGGAAGAAGAAGAAGACAAGGAAACGAACGACGCAGACGGACCUCCUCAUAAGAAGUUUCGCUCCCUAUUCUUCGGAUCGGUAAUUCCUUCGUCUUCUCAGAUGAGCACUCAGCCACUAACAUGUCAGGAGGUGCUGGCCAGCGACAGCGAGGAUGACACUUAAGUAAAGUCAUGCUGGACUCAUGGCUGAGAGGAGGGACAUGGCACUGUUACACUGUGACACCUGGAGUACUGUAAAAAUAAACUACAGGACGUUUUGAACCCUAAUUUUCAUCUUUACUGGCCUGUGUGAGUGUUACCGGGACCUGGUAAAAAUGCAGAGGACAUUUACUACAGAAUCCUGGAUUAUGUGAAAAAGGUCGUGAAGCACUUCCGGUUUGUUUUUGGACUGUUUGUAAAAUUGAGCGUUCCACCAAAUAAAACCAACGUGUUGUUUUUCAAA
This is a messenger RNA of Mugil cephalus (flathead mullet), 1933 nucleotides long. RefSeq names its product RAD9 checkpoint clamp component A (gene rad9a). NCBI's taxonomy places the organism in Eukaryota, Metazoa, Chordata, Actinopteri, Mugiliformes, Mugilidae. The record is from RefSeq and is a predicted model, not a curated record. Gene Ontology annotation, cellular component: checkpoint clamp complex. The transcript has 12 exons. The coding region runs from base 461 to 1654 and encodes 397 amino acids. Gene Ontology annotation, biological process: mitotic intra-S DNA damage checkpoint signaling; DNA repair; cellular response to ionizing radiation.